UGGGCCAACUUGAUAGGGCAUCACUUUUGUGGAAUUUGGAACUAAAUUGAGUGACCCAUAAGACCCAUGGACUCGUUGGCUUAAUACGGAGUAGUAGCUUUUUUCUUUUUGGUACUCUAGUCGCAUCUUCUUCUACCAACUGAAUUUCAAAAUUUUAACGGUCAAGUUCCCUAAAAACCUUCCACUUUGUUCUGAAACAACCAAAUGAUUCACCGUCCCAAAUUUCUAUCAACCUUUGUUUCCAAACUCACCCUCCUCCGCCAACCAUCUCUCCAACAACAACUUCGCGCAAAAUAUAGUCGUAGAUACAACCCUAGAGACGAGGACGAAGAUGAUGAUAGAGUUCGAAAGAGAACUGAAAAUCAAGAAAAGAAUAUACAUCUACACAAAAGCAUGGGUCAGCACAUUCUCACCAACCAACGAGUUCUUGAUUCCAUUGUCCAAAAAUCUGACAUAAGGCCGACCGACACUGUUCUGGAGAUCGGACCAGGCACCGGAAAUCUCACUCUGAAGCUUCUCGAAGUCGCCAGAAAGGUCAUCGCAGUUGAAAUUGACAAGAGAAUGGUGGAGAUUCUCCACAAUCGUGUCGCAGAGCACGGACUUGAGGAAAAACUGACUGUUAUAUGCAAGGAUGCGUUGAAGACUGAGUUUCCGCAAUUUGAUCUUGUUGUGGCAAACAUUCCGUAUGGAAUAUCAUCGCCUCUUUUGGCUAAAUUGGUAUUUGGAGCAAUUCCAUUUAGGAGCGCAACACUUCUACUUCAGAAAGAGUUUGCACGGCGAUUAUUGGCGAAUCCUGGUGACUCGGAGUAUAAUCGUUUGGCUGCAAAUGUGAAGUUAGUGGCUGAAGUGGAGUUUGUCAUGGAUGUAAGCAAGAGGCACUUUCUACCUUGUCCAAAAGUUGACUCUUCCGUUGUUAAAAUCCGGCAAAAAGCUGAAAUCCCAGAGGUUGAUCUCGAUGAAUGGCGUGCCUUCACAGCAGUGUGCUUUAUUAAGAAGAACAAAACAUUGGGUGCGACAUUUAAGCAAAAGAGGAAGUUGAUGCAGCUACUGAAAUUGUCUGAAGUGACAGGUUCUAAUGAAGGAAAUGCUGUUGAUUUCGACAAUUCUGAUUGCAGUGAUGAUGGAGAUGAAGAGGACAAAGAAGGUGAGAGUGAUGAAGGGAACUACUCUUUAUCCUUUGGCUCGGAAAUGGGGAUGAAUUUGUUUAAGGAAAAAAUCAUUGGAGUUCUGAAAUCCAGUGGGUUUGAGGAUAAAAGGCCUUCAAAGCUAUCGAAUGAGGAAUUGCUGCACUUGCUCUCUUUAUUUAAUCAAGCUGGGAUUCACUUUCGUGAUCGAGCAAAGAAGAGGGAUGCAAGCAAUGUAGAAUUUGCUGCUGCCUAAACUCCAUUGUUCUUUGCAUUUUCAUUUUAAACAUCGUUAUUUUUUAUGAUUAUUCAUCCAGCGUUUUGUGCUUCAUCUACCGAAUCAAGGGAAUAGAAGUCAGCCGUGGAAUCGCCCACUAAAAUGGAGUAGCUGGUUUUUUUUCUUCUGCCAAACCACAGAACAAGUCCACCGUUUCAAACGCGAGCAUGCAUUUCUUGGAGGAAGAUGCUGCUGUAAAUUGGCAGGUUGCAUGAUCAACAUUCUACUCAAUGCUGCAAUUCUAUCUGCAGCAGCAUCUCAUCGGAAGCUUUGUGCUUGUCUAAAUAUACAUUUGAACCAGUCCUUUUCGGGGUUUUGGUGCCUUCUGUCGCGAGCAGAUAGGGAGGAACUUGCUCUGAACAAACAACUUAAAUGCAAUGUUGAUUUUUUCUUUUCUUUUGUUUUUUUUUUGAACUUGCUCUGAACAUUACUGAAAGAGCGCGAAGAUGUCAGGCUUGUGAGAUUUUACCUCAUGGGUUCUGGACUAUUUUUAUUGAGAAGAAUAGAGAACCAAUAAUUGUUAUUUAUUUUUUUGAAUUUUAUUAUAAAAAAAUGUGACAAACGUGAUUACUCAUGUUUGAA
Cornus florida is the source of this 1983-nucleotide messenger RNA. RefSeq names its product ribosomal RNA small subunit methyltransferase, mitochondrial. The coding region runs from base 205 to 1380 and encodes 391 amino acids. The transcript is spliced from 3 exons. Gene Ontology annotation, biological process: rRNA methylation. Gene Ontology annotation, molecular function: rRNA (adenine-N6,N6-)-dimethyltransferase activity. The record is from RefSeq and is a predicted model, not a curated record. Gene Ontology annotation, cellular component: mitochondrial matrix. NCBI's taxonomy places the organism in Eukaryota, Viridiplantae, Streptophyta, Magnoliopsida, Cornales, Cornaceae.